Messenger RNA from Notolabrus celidotus (New Zealand spotty), 870 nucleotides. RefSeq names its product cysteine and glycine-rich protein 2 (gene csrp2). Bases 141 to 722 code for a protein of 193 amino acids. NCBI's taxonomy places the organism in Eukaryota, Metazoa, Chordata, Actinopteri, Labriformes, Labridae. Gene Ontology annotation, biological process: sarcomere organization; muscle tissue development. Gene Ontology annotation, cellular component: cytoplasm; nucleus; Z disc. The record is from RefSeq and is a predicted model, not a curated record. Gene Ontology annotation, molecular function: structural constituent of muscle; actinin binding. The transcript has 6 exons.
CUCCCUCCAGUGAACAGUAAAAAUGUGCAGUAUGUGGCAUUUCAGAGUCAGUGUAGUAAAGUCUGCCACUGAACGCUGACUGGAUACUCACUCUUCUCUACCUUUACCUGUUUUCAUCAAGCCACACAGCCAGACUCACAAUGCCAAACUGGGGAGGAGGCAACAAGUGCACAGCAUGCCAGGGGACGGUGUACCACGCCGAGGAGGUGCAGUGUGACGGAAAGUUUUUCCACAAAUGCUGUUUCCUCUGCAUGGUCUGCAGGAAGGGCUUAGACAGCACCACGCUGGCUAUUCAUGACCAGGAGAUCUACUGCAAGUCGUGCUACGGGAAGAAGUAUGGCCCAAAAGGUUACGGCUAUGGUCAGGGGGCGGGGACACUCAACAUGGACCGAGGAGAGCGGCUGGGAAUCAAACACCAAGAGACACACACUCACAAACCCACCACCAACCCCAACCCGUCCAAAUACGCCCAGAAGUUUGGAGGUUCAGAGAAAUGUGCUCGAUGUGGAGACUCGGUCUACGCAGCUGAGAAAAUCAUGGGAGCGGGCAAGCCGUGGCACAAGAACUGCUUCCGCUGUUUAAAGUGUGGGAAGAGUCUGGAGUCGACCACGCAGACGGAGAAAGACGGAGAAAUCUACUGCAAAGCGUGUUACGCCAAGAACUUUGGGCCCAAAGGGUUCGGUUACGGCCAGGGAGCCGGUGCCCUGGUCCACGCUCAGUGAUGGAUAAACUGGAUCUUUGUUACCUUCAUGCAUUUUCUGUUUCCAACAUGAACAUUAAUCUUCCAUCAUCUCGUCUUUUUUUCCCUUUGAAUGCUUUUAUGUUUGAUCCGUGCUCAUGCUGCGAAUAAACACAUGAAACCACAAUGUU